AUGGCGGAGUGUGCAGGCAGGCCAACUUCUCAGUGUCCUGCUCAGCUCCAGAGCAGAAGCACUCCCUCCCUGCUGGAACCUCUUCUUGCCCAGGGUUUCCCGGAGCACCUCGUGCAGAAGGCUUUGGCUGCAACAGGAAGGGCGGGUCCUCAGGAAGCGUCUGAUUGGAUACGGGCCCAUGGGAAUGACCCGACGCGCGAUGAUCCCAUUCCACAGGAGUACGUGCUGUAUCUAUGUCCGUCAGCCCCGCUCUGGGACCAGCUGCUGGUGUUCUGGGCUGAGAGCCAGAAGCAGUGUGGCAGGAACCGUGCCCACGAGCUCUUCCCACACAUCAGUCUCUGCCACUUCUUCACAUGUGAAGACAGUAAAUUGGAGAGGUUGUACGAAGCUCUGAAGAAGACCGGAGACAGGUUUGUGGAUGGAUUCCCCUCCUGCCUCUCCCUGACACUUCACACAAGCUCCCGCUACAUUGGGUUCUUCCUGGACGACGCAAGUGCCGACGUCAUCAAGCAGUUUGCCCUGGCGUUCCGUGAGGCAGCAGCCAAACUGGCAGACUGCCAGGUGGAGGUCAGCAGCAACCCCCUGCACCUCACCCUCUCCCACCGCUUCCUCCCUGAGCACCAGCGGGAGCUGGAGGCCAGAGCUCGGGCCAUCGGUCUGGGGGUCAGCUGCCAGUGGACAGUCGGCCUGUACUCCCGGGACAUGCGCUUCGUGCACUACCAGGUUCUACAAGCACUUUACCCAUACAGCCCCCAGAAUGAGGAUGAGUUGAAGCUUGAUUCUGGCGACUACAUCUUCCUGCAUCCCACCGAGCAGGCUGGUGUGAGUCAGGGCUGGGUCUUUGGCACCUCACACCGCACAGGGUGCAGGGGGCUUCUGCCUGAAAACUACACAGAGACGGCAUCCGAGUCCAACACCUGGGUCAGUCACAGGUCCUACACCUUUGGACUGACUCAUGUGGAAGCCAGCGGGGUGAACGGCAACUGUUCGCCCGGCCCCGACACAGACUCCAACCCAAUGCCCAACAGCAUCCACAGGCUCCUGGAGGCACAGCUCCUGGCGACUGCCUCCUCCCGGCGAUGGCUGCUGUUCCUGCGACAUGGUGAGAGAGUCGACCUCGUGUUUGGCAAGGCCUGGAUGGAGCAGUGUUUCAGUGGGGAAGGCAGAUACAUCAGGACAGAUUUAAACUUUCCUCACAGUGUACCACAGAGGGCAGGUGGCACCAGGGACUAUGAACACGAUGCUCCCCUAUCUUCCUGCGGCAUCUUCCAGUCUCGGCUGAUGGGAGAGGCGAUGACAGACAGGGAGGUCCCAAUCCGCUGUGUGUACAGCUCACCCGCCCUGCGCUGUGUUCAGACUGCUCAUCACCUGCUGCAAGGUCUGAAGCCCAGUCCCCAGCUGGGUAUUUGUGUGGAGCCCGGACUCUUCGAAUGGACCAAGUGGGAGGCGGCAAAAUCGAUCCCAAACUUCAUGUCUGUCGCAGAGCUCAAGGCAGCUGGUUACUCAGUGGACGGGAGUUACAGGGCACAUGUUCCUAUCACCGGUCUGAUUCCAUCGGAAACGUAUGAAGACUACGUUAGUCGUUGCUCUACAGUGAUAAGGACCAUAGUGAACAGCUGCCCAGAAGGAGGAGGGAACAUCCUGUUGGUGGGUCAUGCCUCCACCUUGGACUGCUGCUCACGGCCCAUUACUGGAACUGCCACCCAAGGAUGCCAAGAAAUUUGUACAAAUGAUCAGAAAGAUUCCUGCUCUCGGGUUGUGCUGCUGUGAAAAAGUUCGAGAAUCAGAGAAGUGGAGAAUGAUCGAGCCUCCAGUCAAGAGUCUGACUCAUGGACCCAACCCAGCAUUCAACUGGAGAGACACACUUCUGCUGAAUUAAAGAUAUUGU
This is a messenger RNA of Pristis pectinata (smalltooth sawfish), 1888 nucleotides long. RefSeq names its product ubiquitin-associated and SH3 domain-containing protein A-like. Gene Ontology annotation, biological process: negative regulation of T cell receptor signaling pathway. The record is from RefSeq and is a predicted model, not a curated record. Gene Ontology annotation, molecular function: protein binding. The coding region runs from base 1 to 1770 and encodes 589 amino acids. The transcript is spliced from 14 exons. Gene Ontology annotation, cellular component: cytoplasm. NCBI's taxonomy places the organism in Eukaryota, Metazoa, Chordata, Chondrichthyes, Rhinopristiformes, Pristidae.